AUGAGUCAGAUACCUCAGUAUUCGAUAGAGGCUGGCAAACUUGAGCUCAUGAGAGCACUCAAUGGCACUUUCUUCGCUAUAUCUUGUAUCCUCGUAGCACUGCGAGUCUGGACACGAACGAAGAUCUCUAGAUGCUGGGGAUGGGAUGACUGGUUCAUCUUGUUGGCGCUUGCAAUCUUCAUCGGCGAGUGCACUGUCUGGUUGAUGCUAGCAGAUGUGGAGUCGAAACCAGCGUCCCUGGCAAAUCUUGAGAUAUAUGCAGAACUUAUUUGCGCCGAACAAGCCCUCUAUAUCGCCGGCACCGUCGUGCUCAAGAUCUCGCUGGCCUUUUUCUUCCUAAGAUUCCUGAUUGUGCGUUGGGCUCGAUACGUCGUCUGGAUCAGUGUUGUGGUCUACGCAACCGUGGCGACCAUGAUGUUCUUCCUCGUAGUAUUCGAGUGCGGCAUACCUGGGAACUAUGUGAUGAAGCAGGCCACUGGCAAAUGCGUCUCGUUCCGCAUCCUCAGUAUCACUGGAUACAUACAUGGCGGACUGAACGCACUCACGGACUGGGUGUUUCCGGUACUGGCCAUCCAUUUCCUGAUCCAAACCAAGAUGUCACGGGCAGCAAAGGCGUCUUGCUGUGGUAUUCUGCUCCUCGCAGUGGUAGGAAGCAUUGCCAGUAUCGUACGAACCGUCUACAUUCCUGAAAUCGGACCCGGUGGCAACAUCUACAGCAGAAGUAUGAAGCCUUUGAUCUGGACAAUGAUCGAGGGCGCCUUGGGAAUCAUUGCUGCGAGUCUGGCGACAUUGCGACCGCUGUUCCAAAGAUGUUCUGCCAGGACAAAAAUCGUGUUGCAAAGCAGAUCAACAUGCGAUCGCUCGACCAGCAAGCUCUGCAAAUCAUCUCUCGGCAGUACGCUUAAUUGUUUUGGGUCUACGAAAACAGCGGCAGACUCACCUCCAGAUAGCGAAGCUGAAAAACACGACACGAUGGAUCUCGAGUCUGGAGACCAGGCAAGGACGAUGUCGAAACCUUUGCACCUGGGCGUCUUGAGCAGUGUGGCUACCGAGACAGAGUUGAACAUGACGAACAAGAUGGAUACGAGGACAAUGGUUCGAGGGACGAAAAGCGGGUUCUGA
Molecule: messenger RNA, 1122 nt
Organism: Aureobasidium pullulans EXF-150
Lineage: Eukaryota; Fungi; Ascomycota; Dothideomycetes; Dothideales; Saccotheciaceae
Exons: 3
Coding region: 1-1122 (373 amino acids)
Source: RefSeq, a predicted model, not a curated record